AUAUAUAUAUAUAUAUGUUGAACUAUUUAUUCGAUUAAUAAUGGCUUGAACUGCGAUCGAUAAGGGUUCAUUGGGCUCUAUGUGCGUGUUUUUCAUUUAUGGACAUUGGUUUUUGUGGUGGUUCUAAGUUGUUCAUCUGGAGUUUGGCCGUUGCAAAGGGACCCACUUUGAACCGUUUCCUUUCAUCUUAAAUUGCUCAAGUUCGCCGCUGAGGACCGUUUCGUUUUGUGGCUGUCCCAUACUUGUUGCCAGCUCAUGCUGCUUUGACACAUGGGGAGUUCCAUGCCAUGCAUCAGCCCCCUUUUGCCAUUCCUACCCAGACCUGCUCACCCCCUUCUAGAGAUUACUCUUUGGAUGGGGUAUAUAUGUUCUAAGAUGAACAAAGGCUUGGGCCUCAUCUUCCUUUUCAAAGAGUUUCUGCCAGUAAAAUCAUGGAAGCAUUGGAAACCGAAAAAAGACAAAAGUAAAUUUCAUUUUUACAUAGGGCAGGCAUGUGACUGGAAUUGAGAGAGAGAGAGAGAGAGAGAUUACACGAUCAUCGACAUUAUUGACUGAUUCAGCACUGCCUUUUCACUCAACCUCUAUCCUAUUUUGCUUUAAAGCUAUUUAAGAUAUGCACUGUAUGUAUGUACGUAUGUAUGGAGAAAUCUGGUCUAUAUUGGUUCAUCCUUCUAUAAUUGUGGCAGGUGAAAGCCCUUUGAGUUGGAGCCCAUGAUUGAAAGCGACCUUUCUUCACAAGGUCACCACUGAAAGUUCCCCUACAAUGAUAAGGUUAAUGACUUGGAUGUAUAUGGUUUAUAGGCAGUUCAACAACCAAAAACUGCUUUGGAAUUCCAUACAUAACACUCAGCGGGAUCUCUUGACUUUUCGUUAUCUGAAUUGCGUGUGUGUUGUUAUCUUCCCGUUGGCUUCUUUAUCAGCUUUGCAUUAUCUUUAUGGAAUCUUCACAGCUGCAAUUGCCCUUUUCACUGAUCUAAGCGUCCUCUUGAACCUUGUAUCCAUUGGCACACUGUUUGUGUUUUACAUGGUAGCAAAUGCAGUAAUCUACAGGCGUUACGUUGUGGUGGGCACAACGAAGCCAUGGUCUACAUUAUCUUUCCUAUGCUUACUGUCGCUCACAUCCAUUAUCUUCACCCUACUGUGGCAUUUUGCACCGCCAGGGAAGCCCAAGGCCUUUGUACUAGCCACUUGUGUUGUAAUCGCAAUAUCCAUAUUAGAGAUAUUUCGUUGCAUGGUACCACAGGCGCGGAAACCUGACUUCUGGGGUGUCCCUUUCAUGCCAUGGCUACCAUCUAUAUCAAUCUUCUUGAACAUAUUUCUGAUGGGGUCUCUGGGUGGACCAUCCUAUGUGCGAUUCGGAUUCUUUUCGGCUCUAGCGGUGCUCGUAUACGUCUUAUACAGUGUGCAUGCUAGUUUUGAUGCCGAAGUGAAUGGCUCUUUCGGUCAAAAUAAUGGUGAAAUCCUUAAAGAAUCAGCAGAAAGUGAACACCCCAGUCACAAAGUGUAAAAACUUUCUUUUGGCUCACUUUUCUUUUUUCCUCAUCUUCUUUAUUCCCUCUAAAAACCCUUUUUGGUAUGUUGAUGAGUUCUUAGCAAACUGAGAUAAAAGGAAAAAAGAAAUGGAAUAGAAUAGAAUAGCCUUCAGAAAAUCGGCAACUUGUAUAGUUGGUCCCUUGAACUAGAACUAAGCCUCGGAUUCUCAUCAUUUGUGCAUUGUUGUGCUUGGGUUCUAAUGGGAAAGUUGGCAU
Molecule: messenger RNA, 1748 nt
Organism: Theobroma umbraticum
Lineage: Eukaryota; Viridiplantae; Streptophyta; Magnoliopsida; Malvales; Malvaceae
Product: cationic amino acid transporter 6, chloroplastic-like
Biological process (GO): amino acid transport
Cellular component (GO): plasma membrane
Molecular function (GO): amino acid transmembrane transporter activity
Source: RefSeq, a predicted model, not a curated record